Molecule: messenger RNA, 1632 nt
Organism: Capsella rubella
Lineage: Eukaryota; Viridiplantae; Streptophyta; Magnoliopsida; Brassicales; Brassicaceae
Exons: 5
Coding region: 1-1632 (543 amino acids)
Molecular function (GO): zinc ion binding
Source: RefSeq, a predicted model, not a curated record
AUGGAAUCUGAGGGAGUGUCACUACCUUUGAUCCACGAGCAUCUUAUGAUACCUUGGAAUAGUAUGUGGAAAGGUGAAUGCUGUGGACGCUCCGGAUUUACAACUGGUGGCUAUUACUGCGAAAGAUGUAACUUCUAUGUUCACAGGGUAUGUAUUGAAGAGUCCUCUGAAUUCAUUGAACACCCAUCUCACGCUGUUCACACUCUUAAGCUUCGUCAAAGUAAACCAAACCAUUCAUGUGAUUUAUGUGGCAAGAGCAUCAAGAAUCUAUGCUACUGUUGUGAGAUCUGUGACUUCGAUGUGGAUCUAUACUGUGCCAAGUACCCACCACCAGAGUUUCUUGACAUUUCCGAGACGCAUCACCACAAGCUUACCCUUCUCAAAGUCAAGGAGUUCACAUAUUACAAGGACAAGGAGCUGAUCAAGUAUUGCGAUGCAAAAUGUGGUGGUAUUGUUUCUUAUCAGUUUCACUACAAAUGCCUUGAAUGUGAUUUAACAUUCCAUAUGGAUUGCGUAUGGAUACCACCGGAGGCAAAACACCCAUCAGAGGUAAACCACUCUUAUCACCCCUUACACCCUCUUAAGCUCCACACUGGUCAUCCACCGGACUAUUCUGAUGGAAAGUGUCGUCUUUGCGCAAGUACAUUUAGUUACUCUAAUAGAUUGUUUUAUCAUUGUUCUGCUUGCAAUUUCAGCUUGGGUAUGACUUGUGUUUUAAACCCACCACCACAAUCUGUUAUGAAUUUGAAAGCUCACGACCAUCAACUUAUUUUUCGCCCAAGGCUUGAUUCUUUUACAUGUAAUGCUUGUGGGUUGAGUGGAGACCGAAGCCCUUAUAUAUGUCUUCAAUGUGAUUUCAUGAUACAUCAAGGGUGUCUUUCCCUUCCGCGCAUCAUAAACAUCAAUCGGCAUGAUCACCGUGUUUCUCGCACUUCUGUUCUUGGUGUUGUGAAUUCUGUAUGUGGAGUUUGUCGCCAGAAGGUGGAUUGGAUUUGGGGCGGGUAUUCUUGUCAAAGGUGUCCUAAAUAUGUCGUUCAUUCAAAAUGUGCUACUAGAAUUGAUGUUUGGAACAGGAAAGAACUCGAAGGAGUACCUGAAGAGAUAGAAGAUAUAGAACCAUAUGUGGUAAUAGAUGACAACACAAUACAACAUUUCAGCCACAAAGAGCAUUAUCUAAGGUUCCACGUUAAUGGUCUUCUAUGCGAGGAAAACAAGCGAGCAUGUGAGUCCUAUUGCAUGUACCCUAUCAUCUUGAAGAUGCUUGGAACCUCAGAUAGAUACAUUUGCUCUUUAAAUUGCAUAGAUCAUCUUCCGACGAAUUGCGGAUGUUGGUGUGGUAACGAUAUCAUCACAUACAUAUCGAAGACAAAGGAAAACCCUUACCGUAUCUUCUAUAAAAGCUCGAUUGCUUUGAAGAGGCCGAAUAUGUCGCAUUUCUUCAAAUGGGUUGAUGAGGCAUCGGUUGAAGAAAUUAAGAUGGUCGACGCAAAGCUUGAGGAAGGACUGAGUAAGAAGCUUGAAGAAAAAUUGAUGAACAAGAUUGAGGAUGAUAUGGGUAAGACAGCUUUGAAGACAAUUUGUCUACUCUCUGUAAUAGGAAUCGCAAUUGUAUGGCUAUGGGAGAGAAUAUAA